UAAUGCGAUCAACCAAUACCACAUACAAAGGAAUUGCAAGCUUUUCGUGCCCUAGGGGAUAUAAUUUGAUUGGAGAAAAGACUGCACAAUGCUUGGAGACGGGAAAUUGGAAUGCUUCUACGCCGAGAUGUGAAAUUGUAAGUUGCGGUAAACCUCCAAUUCCAAGCAAUGGUGCUAUUACUGGAAAAUACACAUAUAACUCAAGAGCUUACGUAACAUGUAACAAUGGUUAUAAGUUGUCUGGGACAUAUCGACUCACAUGCAACAGCAAUGGGGCAUGGAAUGACGCGCCCGGAGUUUGUACAGAAACACGUUGUUUUCCUCUAACGACUCUUACUCAUGGCUCAAUUAAUUGGACAAACGGACAAAAAUUUGAAUUCAAAGUUGGAGCAACUCUGGAAUUUGCAUGCGCUGUCGGGUACGACCUCGUUGGAUCAACAUCUUUAGAAUGCACUCAGGAAACAAAUAUAGACGCCAGAUGGAGCCACGAAGUUCCUUCCUGCGCAGCAAAACAGUGUUCAAAUCUUACUGCUCCUGUCCAUGGCUACAUAAGAGGAUCAAAUAAUCGUCAUCCCAACAGUGUUUAUUUUGGAUGUGACUUUGGAUAUAUAAUCUCUAAUGGCAGUAGUAAGCUGACCUGUGGUCAUACUGGACAGUGGAAUGGAAGAGUGCCGCAGUGUAUAAAGGUGAAAUGUGUAUCGCCAGUUGAAACAAGUAAUCUAAACUGUACUGGAGGAUAUCAAUUUGGAGAUCAACUUAAUUGCGCAUGCCCGUAUGGCUUCGCUCUGAUUGGCCACCCUACACUUCAAUGCACAGGAAGCGGACAAUGGACAGCUCAAAUCCCGCAAUGCCAACAGGUUGUAUGUAGAAAUCCGCGUCUGCCAACAAACGGUGGCUACGUCACUGUAAGUUCAUUUUACGUUGGGGGCAAUGCUACGUACUCGUGUGGCAGCGGGUACGAUCUGGUUGGCUCAAAACAGAGAACAUGCAAACAACUUUUGGAAAAUUCGGCAGUUGGAUUCUGGGACGGACAUCCGCCACACUGUACACCUAAACGAUGCAGUGUACCUGAAGAUCCUGUCAAUGGCAUCGUAAUCGGAACCAAUUUUUAUUAUCCGUACUCCAUUGAAUAUCAGUGUCACUUUGGGUUCGAAGAAGAGUCUGGAAACGUAAAACGAACAUGUGAUUCAACAGGACAAUGGAGUGGACUACCAUUAGUUUGUCAGGAUGUAUGCGUGGGUUUGCAAUCGAGAUGCUCUGAAAUAGAAAAAUGUAUUGUUGGCUCGAACGGACAAGGCUUGUGUGUGUGCCAAGAUCAUUCUUAUUGUUCACAAAAAUCCAAUCCGGUAUGUGCUACUGACGGACAGACGUACCUGAACGAAUGCUUCUUGAAGAUAACAGCUUGUAACUUGCGUUUGUCAGACUUGCAAAUAGUAGCUAAGGGACAUUGCAAACCUAGCAACUCGAUAAAAACGCGUUAAAUUUUGUAAUAUCGGCUGUAGAUAAUUAUUUGGAAUUUCAUUGCUGUUAUGUUUGGAAUACCGAAUAACCGAUGGCAAUUUAGGAAAUUACAUCUGUUUUGUGAUUUAGCUUUACUAAA
This is a messenger RNA of Corticium candelabrum, 1600 nucleotides long. Its product is annotated as E-selectin-like. Gene Ontology annotation, molecular function: protein binding. NCBI's taxonomy places the organism in Eukaryota, Metazoa, Porifera, Homoscleromorpha, Homosclerophorida, Plakinidae. The transcript has 8 exons. The record is from RefSeq and is a predicted model, not a curated record. Bases 3 to 1481 code for a protein of 492 amino acids.